Messenger RNA from Dermacentor silvarum, 7732 nucleotides. RefSeq names its product pleckstrin homology domain-containing family G member 7. Lineage: Eukaryota; Metazoa; Arthropoda; Arachnida; Ixodida; Ixodidae. Gene Ontology annotation, biological process: Rho protein signal transduction. The transcript is spliced from 24 exons. Gene Ontology annotation, molecular function: guanyl-nucleotide exchange factor activity. The record is from RefSeq and is a predicted model, not a curated record. The coding region runs from base 534 to 3851 and encodes 1105 amino acids.
UUCAGCCAACGCGGCUGCCUGCCGCUAGCGCUCCUCAGCGCUGCGCCCGUGACGCCUGCAUAGCCAGCGCGGUGGACUGCGCCGAUUUCAACCCGCGCUGAUUUUCAAGUGCGCUGGCUCCGAUCCGGAUUGCGUCGGUCGACUCUCAAGAUCCCGGCAGCUGGUGUCCCGGCGGUAUAUACUCGGAGUUGCCUCCACUUGCUCUUGAAGAGAAAUCGACAGGACGAGUGUCGUGACUGGCUCGAGUGCGCGAGUCGUGGGGUUUCGUACACGAAGCAUUCUCCCUCCAUUUUUUUUUUCUUUUUUCUUUCACUCGUGGACGUUUGGAAACGAAAUCCACGGGAGAAGACUGUGUGACUGCGGGAUACCUUCACUUUUUUUUAUUUCUUGGCAACUCUUCCAUGGCGUGUACAGCGACACUGCGACCGAUCACAUUAUACUCCGGGGGCCCCUGAAAGAGACGGAGGACCGGACGCAGCAGCGGCAGUGAGACGUCGCCGUGGCGCGGCCUCGGCGACAGCAGCGUCGGCGCCAUGAGCAGCCUCUGCCGCUCGUCGCCGUUCUCGUCGCGCACCAAGAGCCUGCGCGAGAAGUUCGCCUCCAAACGCAGUUACUCCGAGUCUUUCAAGGACCCCCCGCCGGCAGCAGUCGGAUCAGCUACGAGCUCGGCGGCACAAGAUGCCUCCUCUACAAGUUCGCGGUCCCCGCCACGACCGGAGUCCGGGCCGGGCUACCUGAGUCACUGCAGUGGCAGCGCGGAUGCGGCCAGCGGCCUCGUGAUGCCGCCGUCCCUGCCCGGAUUUAUGCCUUCCUACACGGUCAUGCCCGAGGACGCCUACUGCAGCGCGCUCGACAUCAACUGCCAACAGGGAGACCCGAGGUUUCCGUGGCAGCGUGACGCGGCGGUGCAGUGCGACCUGCGAGGCUCCUCGCUGGUCAACUCCCGUUCCUCGACGCACAUCGACGGUGGCCGAUGCUCCCCGGGCCUGUCCUCGCUCAUCCGGCCGUCGUCGCCAGCCGCAGCGGCCAGGGCCGCCAUCUCCGGCAGCAGCGUCGGCGACAUCUUCAGCACCAGCGCGGCCGGCUCGCCUCCCACGCCGCCGCCGCGCCGAUCGACGCCGGCGCUGCAGCGCGCCCUGUCGCUGGAGCGGAGCGCGGCGCGCAAGAAGGGCGCUUCGUCCCUGCUGGCGGGACACGCCAGCGCGUCGGCCUCGCCCGGUUCCCAGCUGCCGCCAGCGCUCGAGGAAGGCGGCACCGCCAACGGCAGCGCUUCCGUCGCCGCCGGCAAUGCUGCCGCCCGCGCGGCUUCCUGUAGUCCGCAGCGGGCGCAGCAGCAGCAGCAGCAGCAGCCGCCGGUCAGCCCGGAUCCCAACGCUUCGCCCAAGUCUGGCCAGGCGUCGCCCGCCUUUACGAGGUCCUCUCCGGGCGAGACGACGCCUCCGCUGACGCGUCGGCCCAGCGCCGCCGAGCGCCGCAAGAUGUGCUUCGUGCGGAAGCAGACAAACUCGGCGCCAAACUCGAUGGACGAGGAGGUGCCGAGUCCGUCGUCGUCUUCGGUCUGCAGCGGCGGCGCCCCGUCCACGGCCUCGUCGUAUCUGUCGCGCAACACGUCGGUCGCCUCGGCGCCCAUGGGCUCGUCGUCCUGCGGCACCGGGUCGGACAGCAGGCCCGGGUACUUCAACUUCGAGUCCAUGCAGCGCCUCCUCGACCUGUCCAUGAAGGUGCCCGGCGAGCGCAAGUCCUUCUAUCUCGAUAUCCCGUCGCAGGAAGGGCUUGGAGCUUGCCGUGACGGCAAGGCAGCCUACCUCAGCCUGCCGUCACCCAACCUUCAGACGGAGGAGCAGGAGAGCAGCAUCGUGUUCAAGAAGCUGUCCAAGCCAGAGGAAGAAGAGGACGAGCAGGACGAGUUUGUCGAGCCGCCGGCCUCGGCUCUACACAGGAGGCAGGCGCUCGUCCCGCCAAAGAUGCUCACAGAUGGCUACGAAAGUUCUAGCGAGGACAUUUCCACGCAGGGAUCGGUGUCGAACGACCAGAACACGCAGAAGACGCGAAGGCGAAGCUCGAUCGUGGUGAUCCCGCCGAUGCAGAUCUGCCCGGGGGACCUGCUCGUCUACAGCAAAGUUCUCACGCACAGAAACAACCUCUUAGCAGAUAUCGACGGCUCAACCCAGUGCCUUGCAGUUUCAGAAGAUUCAUCAAGAAAAGCUAAAAAUACCUGGUCUCUGUUACGGCUGUUUGACAGGGCCAACAGGGCCAAGACCGAGUGCCUUGGCGGACUCGAAGAGGUCCUCAGCACGCUCAGGCCGUCCGAGUUCUGCGACGAACAGCUCGCCAAGUACAAGGGCAUGACGUGGGAUUCCUUCGUGGCGUCGCUGAAGAAGCGAGACGCCGGCAGCGAUGACGAGGACGAGGAUGAGUCGAGCAGCGGGGGCGCCGGCUCUCCCAGGAGCGGCGGCGCCACGUCGUCUUCGGCGACUGCCGCGUCGUAUACGAUCGCCGCCCCCGAAGGGGCGGGGUGUCUGUCGGUGCCCGGCGAAGCGGACCGGGGCAGCCCGACGGGUGACGCGAUGCAAAGCCAGUUCCUCCGCACCAUCAACCAGACCAUCCAGAAGAACGAGGCCAAGAAGAAGGAGGCACUGUGGGAACUUUUCCAGAGCGAGUGCAACUUCCUCGAGGACCACCUCAUGGUUCUCAAGAACGUGUUCAUGGAGCCACUGAAGAAGAUCCAAGUGGAAGGAUACGCCAUGUUCGCCGAGCCGGAAGUGCUCUUCGGAAACCUCGAUGAACUUUGUUGCGUCACCUACGCCUUUUGUAGAGAGUUUAUCAACUUUAUCCUGGCCAGCCACAACUCUGGGGAAUUUAGCACGACAGACGUCCUUAUUAGACUUUUCAAGAAGAGCACAAAGGCAGCGGCACUAAGACAAGCCUACCACAGAUACACGCUCAACUACAUAAAUGCGCUCAACUACUUGGAGACACUCAGGAGGCAAGUGGAAUUCAACGAGUUUGAAAAGUGGUGCGCCCGGGACCCGCGCUGCAAGAAGCUUCAGCUGACCGACCUGCUGGUGUCGCCGGUGCAGCACAUCAUGCGCGUCCCUCUCAUCCUCAAGGACAUCGAGAUGCGAACCGAGGACAUGGAGGAACGGGACUGCAUCACAGCCAUCCUCGAGACUGAGGAGAACUCGCUCCGAGAGCUCGACGACAAAAUGAAGUGGCUCAAGAACUUUGAGCGGCUGCUGGAGAUCCAGCGAAACAUAGUCUGGCCACCGGUGACCGAGCUAGACUCAAAACUCUACAUUCCUGAGUUCCUGAAAGUACCACUUUCAAAGCAACCAUGCGAAAGGCUAAUCGUCAGUCCUCGACGGCAAAUAAUCCUCGAGGGGCCACUACAGAUGCUCGAUACCUCCAAAAGCGGCUUUGAAGUUUACGUAGUCCUUUUUGAUGACAUGAUCCUAAUCACGAGAAAGAAGAAAGGACUGAGCAAAAAGAAAUCGUCGCUAAACCUCGACACAAAGCCCAGCCAGGACAAAAAGAACAAUGCAAUACAGGAUGGUGUCAAGUACAUAGUCUACAAGCAGCCUCUGUCCCUGGACCGCAUCUGCAUCCAUGAUGUCAGUGCACAGGAGGGUGCCGCACAAAACCUCAAGAAUGUAUUUGUAUUUGUCUGCUUAAAUCGGUUUCAACAGAUCAUCACAGUGCACACACUGCAAGCCUCAAAUGAAAGCACAAAGCUCACCUGGCUGACAAAACUCCGGGACACCGUAGACAGAUGGAAGAGGACACUGCAAAAUACAGUGUUCCGAAACCAGAGGAUACCAGCCAACAGUAGCGCACCGCCACCACCGAAGUAGGCACAAGACUCCCUCAGCCCGCUAUAGUGUGGGGCUUCAGACCAUGUGUACAUACACGAAAGGCACAAGUUUGGCUUGUGCCAUUUGCACCAGCAGACGUUAAAUGCACGAACUCCACAACCUGCACAACACAUCCUCAACGAUGUCAGGCCUGUGAGCAGUGGGCCACCGCAAAGUGUCUUGAGAACGUUCCUGACGCUGUUCCCCCACUAGAGGUAGCGAUCCAAGUGGCGCGGUUGUAACUGUCGCAGCUCCUGCUGCUCAAAGAAGCUGACAGGGGAAGCACAGUUCAAGUGUUUCUUACACAACUCCUGUCGAGACCAUAGCCUAGCAUAGCAGUUGCUCUACAAUUGUGUCUAACGCAUCCAGCUCCCAUCCGCAUUGGUUCUCUAUCAGAGGCACCUGCUAUGUUGCACACACCACCCAUCAAGCACUUGGUGUUGUCGUUUGUUUUGCGCAUGUGUAUAUAUAUAUGUGUAUGUAAGCAUGUAUAGUCUCACGCUCGGAGCAUCUGGAAGUAGGUGCGCAUCCGUGCAAGCUUUGUUUCCUGCUUUGUUUGUUAAAUUGAUUGAAAACUUUCUUGUGAAAGAACAGAGUGAGUGAACUGAGGGAGUGAAUCCUCUACCAUUCAAGGUGCACUGUUUCUUGGUCAUUUCAACAGAGAUUGUUUCCACCAAUGCCCGCAUACCAAGAAUACUUGGAGCAGGACGAUGCAGCACAUCAGACUUAGAAUGCAAGCAUAGCAAAAAUUGCUAAGUAACAUGUCUUCAGCAACACGAUUGAUGGCAAAACAUAGAAGAUACAUGGGAACAGUGCACUCAAAUGAAAUAAUAAUAUGAAGCACCUGUCCUUGUCCAUACUUGACCUUAACAGGAGAGUUGAGCAGGGGUCUGCUAGCAAAAUUCAGUAAUGCAGAUAUGAGCUGAGCUACAAAAAUGUUGUCAGGAAACAUACAACAGUGCCAAUUUAACUCGAUUUAACAGCGUCAAUGCCACACUGAAACAAAGUGACCAAAGAAGAAAUGAUGCAGAAUGAGUGUUCAUCAUUCGUGGGCAUAAGCACACUAUCUAACCCCCACCUGCACUUUCCUCGUACCAGUUUUGCCAUUUCACCCAUUUCAAACUUCCUUUAAAUUGUCAUUCUUGCGCAUGUUUUGAGAUUAGCUCAUUGCUCCUAUAUCAUAAAACAACACAACGGAUGUGAAAAGGCACGACAUACAGCAGCUCUACUUUGAGAUCUAUUUAUCCAUAUACUACUACGAGCCCAAAAAUACAGAUCAUCAUGAAAAUGAAUUGCACAAGACAAAAACUAGCAAGUGGAACAAUCGGCCAGUCGAAAAUAUUUUACAUGGCUUAUUCAUUCUGUUUUCCAUUUUGUAUUGUAUAAUGUGCCUUCGAAGUUAAACUUUUAAUUAACUUUAUUAAGGCCACAAUGCAAACUAUGCAAAUGUGGCUUUCACAGUCACUUUGUUCUCAUUGGUAGACGCACUGCACGGAAACCACAACAGGAGAGUCUACAAAAUCGUUAGAAUUCAUUCAUUAAAAAAAUUUUGCAUUUAUUGUCUACAUUUAUAUUAGAAAAGUGAAGACAGUUAUACCCUAAUGCAUGUUCAUUUUGUCCAAUUUUUCUGCAAAGUUCCUGCACCGGAAUAUUCCUCCAGAAUUUUGUCACCCAGUGUCAGCUAAUUACAAACCAUAAAAUGCAAACUGCAAAAUACAAUCUGGAAGUCACCCACUCUUGUCGUAACCAUACAGUAAAGGAACAACAGACUGAGAACAAACCUGAUCCUGCAAGUCGCUAAAUCAGCUCAUGCAGGCAAAAAGUGAUGCAAUGCUAACACAGUGUUGCACAGUUGCAUGCAGUAAAUAGACUUGCUGUCAUGCAAUAGCCUGGGCAUGGCAGAAGCUGUUCACCUGAUUUUGCAUUUUGUUCAAUGAUAUAUUGCCACGCCACAAUGUUAACGCAGCUGCAGGCAACUUCAUGAUUAAGCGAUUACCCACCACAUAGAUAUCACUUCAUAAGGACUAUCUUCGCAUUUGCAUCAAUACACAAACAAGAGCCAUAACGUUUUUUUACUGUCAAGCCUUCUAUAAAAACUAGCAGUGUAUGGCGUAGUUAAUUACCUCAGCUCCACUUUCCUGUUGUUAUGCUCGAAAUUCAGGGUAAGAGUGGGCAAGAGGACUUAGCUAACAGGCCACAAGUUAAAAAAAUCAACAUCUAAAAGUGAAAUAGCAAGUCCACCAGCUAUCUUCAACAUUAAACUAAAUUAUCACAAUGAGGACCCCUACAUGCAACACAAAAUUGGACUUCAUAGCAGAAAUCCAGUUCUCUGCAAUUGUAAAUUAUGAGGUUGAUUACAAAUCUAUGAACAAGCUAAUAAGGAUUUCUUUUCCUAUAUCUGGCACACACAGCCCUCUUUCCUUGUCUAUCAAACCAUAACAUCUGUAACUAGGCAAGGUUGUUAGAGUUCACUACUAAACUCCUUAUCAAGUCAACCCUAAAUGUAAUGCUGCUUGUUUUUCUGUGAGCAUUCAGCACCGACAUGAAUGAUGUCAGAAGAUUUGUAGCCCACCCACUGCUAUGAAUCUUGUGGUAUGCACGCAUAUGAGCAUAUAGAAGGAAACUAAAUGGAACACGGUGCCAUAGUCUAAAACACAAGCUCCUAAUCUGUGCUUCAUAUCACUACAACUGCGAAGUUCCGAAGCCAUCUUCCACUAGCAUGCAGCAAAUAAUGCUGAAUCAAUCCAGGACAUGUAGAAUGUUCCUGUACAGCUGUUAGGACAUGUAUAAGUGUCUUUUCGCAUUACUGGAAACAACCCCAUUUUUUCCUAGACAAUCCAGGCAAGCAACGAAAACCCAAAUGUUUUAUUAAACAUAUGAACCUAAAGACACAAUUUUGUAGCAAAAUUUCAAUGAAAACAAAUCAGCAGUAAGCAAAAAAAAUCUUGUUUUGCAGCUAUCAGAAUGAAAACACAGGUCAUUGUCUAGUAUGCACAGCAGACAAAAACAUCACAUGGAGCUGCUGGCUUGCACUGUAUUGGCAAUUUUCAUGCCAUAGGUUUGUAUGCAAGCCUCCAAACUUGAGUAGGCUAUAACAUCUGCUGUCACUUUGCUUUCAAUAUUCAAUUUCAAUUUCAAUAUUGUUUCUUUUUUAAGAAUUGAACUACACAGUAGGGUGGAACAAGGGAAGAGGAAAUGGUCUGACAUGACUGGACAAAUCAAUGGCCAAGAAGCAUGACUAUGGUUAGCAGUAUUUCCGAUCAAAUUAAUCAGAAAUGUACACCACCAUAAAUACUCGAGGAAUGUCACUCAUUAUGUUAUGUAUUACAGCGCAAAUGCUCCAACAGGUGAUGUCACAGUAGGAUAAAUCAAACACGAACACAAAGAAUACAAGGGCUUCGUGGCCAUCUAGAUUUCAUAUAAACAUGUAAUCAGUUUCUUUCCUACAAAAAUAAGGUGCUUGGCUUGUAGAAGUUCUAAUCAACAACCCUAUUAAGUCCCCUACUUCAAGUGCAAUCUUACAAUUUUGUUCUCCCAAUUUUAAUUUGAACACUGGAGUUUGAUCGCUAUGUGACAGAUAUCGCAUUUACCCAUAACUUGUCAGGCAGGACAGGCAUGGAGAAGUGUGCACAGACGUUGCACCUGCAAUCACAGCCAGUUGAAGAAUAGUUUGUGAGAGCUAGUUUUGUCUGUACAGCAUGUUCCACAUCCGAAGAUGAAACUCUGUGCGCCAACCUGCUGUCCUGAGUUUUUUUUCUCGACCCCUUUGUUACAUAUUUGUGCGUGAGUGGAUUGUGAUGACAAAGCCUGCUCCUGAGUACAGUUGUUUCCGGUAGAGGUUCGUAGGACAAUGGCAGUUUGUAACUUAAACACUUCUUUUU